UUACACUCCUGCGCCACCUGCUGGACAUCUGGAGGUGAACAGGCGGAAUGAGCUGAAUCAGCCUUUUCUCCUAACCACCUGACCUAAAGUCAUAUGACCGGCUGAGCAGAGACUGGGCUGUGGCAGAACAAGUGAAGUUUAGAGGCAGGGCUGCCGAAAUUAAUCCAUUAGCAUGAAGCUCAUUAUUCUAGACGAUUAUGAUCAAGCCAGUGAGUGGGCAGCUAAAUACAUAAGAAAUCGCAUCAUCCAGUUUAAUCCGACCGCUGAUAAGUACUUUACUUUGGGGCUUCCGACAGGAAGCACCCCCCUAGGAUGCUACAAAAAACUAAUUGAGUACCAUAAAAAUGGAGAUCUGUCCUUCAAGUAUGUGAAAACAUUCAAUAUGGAUGAGUAUGUGGGCCUUCCCAGGGAGCACCCAGAGAGCUACUAUUCCUUCAUGUGGAACAACUUCUUCAAGCACAUUGACAUCAGCGCUGAGAACGCCCACAUCUUGGAUGGAAACACUGAAGACCUUCAGGCAGAGUGUGACCUGUUUGAAGAAAAGAUUCGGGCUGCUGGAGGGAUUGAACUGUUUGUUGGAGGUAUCGGUCCUGAUGGCCACAUAGCUUUCAAUGAGCCAGGGUCAAGUCUGGUCUCCAGGACCCGAGUGAAAACGUUGGCCAUGGACACUAUUCUGGCUAAUGCACGCUUCUUUGAUGGCAACCUCUCCAAAGUGCCAACAAUGGCCCUGACUGUGGGUGUGGGGACUGUUAUGGACUCCAAAGAAGUCAUGAUUCUCAUCACGGGAGCCCAUAAAGCCUUUGCUUUGUAUAAGGCAAUUGAGGAAGGUGUAAAUCACAUGUGGACAGUCUCUGCCUUCCAGCAGCACCCGAGCACGGUGUUUGUCUGCGACGAGGAUGCCACUCUGGAGCUUCGUGUGAAGACUGUAAAAUAUUUCAAAGGUCUGAUGCGUGUUCACAACAAACUGGUUGAUCCGCUGUACAGCAUGAAGGAGAAAUGGACGGAAACUGGGCGAAUUCCAAGGAAACCCUACAGCGACUGAACCACAAAGAGACUCUAUUCCCAUUGAAGUUGGACUGUGAAGAAGUAUAGGAAGAGCAGGCAGAGACUGGGAUGCUAUAAGCCUAUGUACUAGCAGAGUGCUGCUUGGGAUAAAUUUUUACACAUUACAUUACACUCUUUGUAUAAUCUAGACACUCCAUUGGAAUACUAAAUGUUUCUUACUCCAGGUUUUGUAUUAAAAGGCGUACAGCUUGGUA
This is a messenger RNA of Xenopus laevis (African clawed frog), 1259 nucleotides long. RefSeq names its product glucosamine-6-phosphate deaminase 1 S homeolog (gene gnpda1.S). Bases 173 to 1042 code for a protein of 289 amino acids. Gene Ontology annotation, molecular function: hydrolase activity; identical protein binding; glucosamine-6-phosphate deaminase activity. The record is from RefSeq and is a predicted model, not a curated record. The transcript is spliced from 7 exons. Gene Ontology annotation, biological process: N-acetylglucosamine catabolic process; D-glucosamine catabolic process; N-acetylglucosamine metabolic process. NCBI's taxonomy places the organism in Eukaryota, Metazoa, Chordata, Amphibia, Anura, Pipidae. Gene Ontology annotation, cellular component: cytoplasm.